Messenger RNA from Perkinsus marinus ATCC 50983, 1104 nucleotides. RefSeq names its product DEAD box RNA helicase, putative. The transcript has 12 exons. Gene Ontology annotation, molecular function: nucleic acid binding; ATP binding. NCBI's taxonomy places the organism in Eukaryota, Perkinsozoa, Perkinsida, Perkinsidae. The coding region runs from base 1 to 1104 and encodes 367 amino acids. The record is from RefSeq and is a predicted model, not a curated record.
AUGGUGAGGUUAGUUCUGUGCCGAACUACGAUAGUUCGUCUGUCUCACCACAGCCUNNNNCUCGAUGCGGCUCCUCAUCGGAAACUAACCUGGGCCUGCGUACUCGCCCCCACUCGAGAGCUCUGCGUGCAGACUGGCCAGCAGUUCGAAGGUCUUGGUGCCAGCAUUAACCUCACUACUGCCACCAUCGUUGGUGGUCUCGACAUGGUCACACAGGCUAUGUCCCUCUCUAAGAAGCCUCAUAUUAUAGUGGCAUCACCUGGUCGCCUAGUUGACCAUCUAGAGAACACCAAGGGCUUCCACUUGAAAACUAUCAAGUUCUUGGUCAUGGACGAAGCUGAUAGGCUCCUGGGUAUGGACUUCGAGGACGCCCUCAAUAAGAUCGUCCAGUCGUGUCCUCGAGAUCGACAAACCUUCCUCUUUUCCGCGACUAUGACCAAUAAAGUUUCACAACUACAACGGGCGUCUCUUACCAGGCCUGUCAAGUGCGAAGUUGCACGGAAGUUCGACGUGGCCAAAGGUUUGGUUCAAAACUACAUGUUCGUGCCCCACAAGCAUAAGCAUGCCUAUUUGGCGGCCCUCCUAGCUCACUUCAAACUCAGUACUGUGAUGAUCUUCGUUGACACCUGUCUUAAUGCCCAGCGGAUGGCCACUACUCUGAGGCACCUCGGCCACAACUGUGUAUGCCUACAUGGCAAGAUGACGCAGACUCAUCGCCUUGGAGCCCUCAACCAGUUCCGGGCUGGCACGCGAUCGAUCCUCGUAGCAACAGAUGUAGCAGCGAGAGGCUUGGACAUUCCUAGUGUAGAUGUCGUCAUCAACUUCGACGUGCCCAAGAACCCUGAGGAGUAUAUCCACCGAGUGGGGCGUACUGCACGGGCUGGUCGGACUGGCCGCUCGGUGACCUUGGUCACUCAGUAUGAUAUUGAGCCCUUCCAGAGGAUCGAGAAUAAACAAGGCAAGAAGAUGGAGGAGUUCCCUGAGGUCAAUGAGGAAGCGCCAUGUCGCUACAAGAGAAGNNNNCUUUGCGUAUAUCAAUACCCAUGGGAGGCACACCAUCACAGUGAAAUCUCGUCCAGAUUUCGGUCUCGUCCGAGGCUGUAA